Sipha flava (yellow sugarcane aphid) is the source of this 5910-nucleotide messenger RNA. It is a transcript of the gene LanB1, whose product is annotated as laminin subunit beta-1. Gene Ontology annotation, biological process: cell migration; substrate adhesion-dependent cell spreading; basement membrane assembly. Gene Ontology annotation, cellular component: laminin trimer. Lineage: Eukaryota; Metazoa; Arthropoda; Insecta; Hemiptera; Aphididae. The record is from RefSeq and is a predicted model, not a curated record. Bases 455 to 5785 code for a protein of 1776 amino acids. The transcript has 32 exons.
CACGCGCACGCGCGCGCAAAGGCAUGCGGAUAGCUUUCCCUCCGCCGGCCGCCCCGCUCGACAGGACGCAACCGGUUUUAUUUUUAGCAGUCGGUCCGCCGACAUCGCCUCCGCCGCCGUACGCACGCACGCACGCACGCACGCACGCAGUCGGCGAGGCACCGGAACGAGAUAUCUCCGCAGCAUCGACAGCAGCAGCAGCAGUCGCCGGUGGUACACUGGCCCCGAACCAUCGUCACGCGAGCGCGCCGCCGUCACACCACACACCGGGACACCGUCGUCGGAACGGAGCGAGAACACCGCCGAGAACAAACGUCAACCCCGGGCAGCGAACGAGUCGCGUCUUCUGCCAUGCGCUGUUGACCAGGCAACCGCGGACCAGACUUUGCAAUCCCUCGGCAGAUGACUUGCCAACAGCGGUGCUCGUGAGUCGUUCAAGAAAUAAAUAAGAAAAAUGUUGGUCGACGUGAAAACGUCGUCGUGGACCGCUCGAACAGUGCUGUUCCUCUUCCUGUCCGCGAAUGUCCGGGCGUACCAUUCAUCAUGUGACAAAAGUUCAUGUUAUCCAGCUACUGGAAAUUUAUUAAUUGGCCGAGAAAAUCAUCUCGUAGCAUCCUCGACUUGUGGGUUAAAGCAAAGGGAAAGAUACUGUAUUGUAAAUAAUCUGGAAGAUCGAAAAAAAUGUUUUUGGUGUGAUUCGAGACAACCAUCGCAGCCGAACGCUAAGUACUCGCUCAGUCAUAGAAUCGAGAACAUUGUCCACCCUGCAUACAACGGCGGCCAGUCUACACAAUGGUGGCAAUCAGAAAACGGCGUGGAGAACGUCACUAUUCAGUUGAACCUCGAAGCCGAAUUCCAUUUCACUCAUUUAAUCAUUACAUUUAAAACCUUCCGACCAGCUGUCAUGUUGGUCGAGAGGUCUUAUGAUUUCGGUAACUCGUGGCAAGUUUACAGGUACUUUGCGCACGAUUGUGAUUCUAUUUUCCCGUCUAUACCCAAAGAACCACCACGUAAUUUGACUCAAGUGGUCUGUGACCAGAGAUAUUCAUCUGUCCCGCCUUCUACAAACGGUGAAGUAAUUUUGAGAGUCUUACCUCCUAAUCUACAUCAUAUGUACGACGACCCGUACUCGUCAGAAGUACAAAAUUUAUUGAAGAUGACCAACUUGAGAAUUAACUUUACUAAACUUCACACGCUUGGAGACGAUUUGUUGGACAGCCGAGACGAGAUUUUGGAAAAAUAUUACUACGCAAUCAGUGAGAUGGUAGUGCGAGGGUCUUGUUCUUGUUACGGUCACGCGUCCAGGUGCUUACCGCAAGACGGUAUCAUCAGCAAACCGGACAUGGUAUACGGUCAGUGCGAGUGCACACACAACACGAAGGGCCUGAACUGCGAGGCUUGUGAGGACUUCUUCAACGACUUCCCGUGGAAACCGGCAAUCGGCCGACAAACGAACGCGUGUAGACGUUGCAAUUGCAACAACCACGCCACGAGCUGUCAUCAUGACGCUGCCGUGUUCGAAUUGACCGGACGGACGAGCGGCGGGGUGUGUGAUGGAUGUACCGAUAAUACAAUGGGACGGAAUUGCGAACAAUGCAAACAAUACUUUUACCAAGAUCCGACGAAACCGUUUACCGAUCGUGACGUCUGUUUACCGUGCGACUGUGAUCCAGUCGGUUCACUGGACGACGGGAUAUGUGACUCAAAAACUGAUCUGGUCAACGGGUUAGAGUCUGGCCGGUGUCACUGCAAGACCAAUGUCGAAGGGAGACGGUGCGAUGGAUGCAAAAAUGGAUUUUGGAAUUUCAGCGAAUCAAACCCAGAUGGGUGUCAAAAGUGUACUUGCAAUACUCAAGGGACAGUAGACAAUCAGGGCUGUAACAAGGAGACCGGAGAAUGUACAUGCAAAAGGUACGUGACCGGAAGGGACUGCAACCAGUGUAUUCCAGGUUAUUGGGGUUUGACGGACAGUCAAGAUGGCUGUAAACCGUGCGAUUGCGAUGUUGGUGGAGCAUAUGAUAACAUGUGCGACGUUAACACAGGACAGUGCAGUUGUCGACCCAAUUUAUCCGGACGUACGUGUAGUGUACCGGAACAAAACUACUAUGUCGGGCCUGUGGACAUUUUGAUCAGUGAAGCAGAGGUGUCUCAAUGCAAAGACAACUGUCAAGUAUUCAUUCGAGAACCCUACAGAGACGGCCGGGAAAAUACGUGGACCGGGACAGGAUUUAUGAAAGUUUUCGACGACACCGAAUUGGUUUUCGAUUUAGGCAAAAUACCGGCUACGACCAAUUACGAGAUUGUUCUUAGAUAUGAACCACAACCCCCUUACGACACCGAAAAUGUCAUGGUCACGUUGGACAGAUUGGAACCAAUCGAUCCCAAUAGCACUUGUGCUGAAUACGAACGCAAUUACAAUGCUGGAGACAUAAGGAGCAUUUCGAUGUCACCCGGCUCCAACGUCGCCAUUGCUUCGCCACCGGUGUGUUUGGAGGCAAACAAAGACUAUAAGGUGAAGUUGAAUUUCCAAAGAUACAAGAAUAGAACAAUUACUCCAUCUGCGUCGAUACUGGUCGAUUCGGUUGUUUUAAUACCACACGUGGAAAGUAUGCCAUUCUUCCAAGGGUCACCAGCUAAUGAGCAAAGACUCGAAGAAUAUAAACGCUACAAGUGCAAGGAAGCGUAUUACACCGUUAUUAACCAAAAUAUAAAAAACAUGCCGAAUUAUGAAAUCUGUCAAAAAUAUCAUUACAGUGUUGGGUUUUACUUUUUGGACGGAGCAUUUUCGUGCCAAUGUGACCGGACGGGAUCGACUAGCGCCAUUUGUGAUUCGUUGGGAGGAAAAUGUUCUUGUAAACCAAAUGUGGUUGGAAGGAACUGCAACCGUUGUGCUCCUGGUACUUAUGGAUUUGGUCCGGAAGGAUGCAAAGCGUGUGACUGUAAUAGUGUGGGAGCUUUAGACAACUUGUGCGACGUAACUACUGGACAGUGCAAGUGUCGGUCUCAGACUUACGGAAGAGAGUGCGAUCAGUGCGAGCCAGGCUCGUGGAACUAUCCGGAUUGCCAAAGAUGCAUCUGCAAUGGACAUACGGACACGUGCGAAUCACACACCGGAGUGUGCUUGAACUGUCAAGGUUUUACGGAGGGAGUCAAUUGUGACAGAUGCAUCGAGGGUUAUUAUGGUGACCCACACUUGGGGGCAGAUAUUCCUUGUCGCCCAUGUCCGUGUCCAGGAACCGCUGAAUCUGGACAUUCUUUCGCACCACGAUGUGCUUUGGAUCCAAAAACGCAAGAUGUGUUCUGCGAAUGUCAAGAAGGAUACAAAGGUUCGAGAUGUAAUAUGUGUGACGAAAACUACUACGGAAACCCUGAGGUCCCUGGAGGCUCGUGUAAACCGUGCUCGUGUAAUAACAAUGUGGACAUAACCAAGACGGGCAACUGCGACCCUCACAGUGGCAAAUGUCUACAGUGCUUGUUCAAUACCGAAGGCGACACCUGCGAGUUUUGUAAGACUGGUUACUACGGAGACGCGGUCCAUCAAACGUGUACAGAAUGCGUUUGCGACUUGUUGGGAUCACAAUCGCUAGUGUGUAAUCACACUACCGGACAAUGUCCUUGCUUACCAAACGUCAUUGGAUUGUCUUGCGACGAGUGCAUGCCCAAUCACUGGAAAAUUGCUAGCGGAAACGGGUGUGAAGCGUGUAACUGUGAUCCAGUAGGAUCACUUUCAGAACAAUGCAAUCAGUUUGAUGGUCAGUGCAAGUGCAAACCCGGUUUUGGCGGAACUCAAUGCAAUCAAUGUCAAACGAACUACUGGGGUGAUCCAAAUAAAGAAUGUUAUGCCUGUGAUUGCAACCUCGAAGGUUCGGCCACACAACAAUGUAACCAGACGACUGGACACUGUAAAUGCAUGUUGGGAAUAGGCGGAGAAAAGUGUGACACUUGUGCAAGAGGAUAUUUGGGCGAAGCUCCUAACUGCAGCCCGUGCGGAGAGUGUUUCGAUAAUUGGGAUCAAACGCAGAAAGAGCUAAGCGAGCAAACCGAGAAAAUAAUCAACUCGGCAUCGGAAAUCAAGGCUACCGGAGCCUCGGGUGCGUACACCGUGGAGUUCGAAAAUAUGGAAAAGAAAAUAUCCGAAGUGAAAAACAUACUGCAAACGACCACAAAAAGCUCACAGGUAUUCCAGACAUUGAAUGAAGUUAUCGAUCAACUCAGGGUGAAUCUGACUACCAUGGAUCAAUUGAACUCAAUUACGAAGACAAUUGAUAAUACGAUGCAAAAAGUCAUCUUGGCAAACUUGACAUUAAGCAAUCUCAAAGAAAAAACCGCCAACUUAAAAGAAAAUGCACUGAAUUUGAGACAAAAUUCAACAAAACUUCAAGAACGUAAUGUUGAAGGAGCUUUGAACUUAACAAAAGAAGCAUAUGAGAAAGCUAAAACGUUAAAAAUGAAAGAGACAGUUCAAGACACACUUCUUGGUGAUGUUGAACGUCAGUGUAAAAGAACUGAGACAUUCUUUGGUCGGAAUGUCAAUUCGUUCAACCAAGGUAUUAAAGACAACGAAAAUACGUUAAUAAGACUGAAUGAAGAGAUGAACAACUUAAAUCAAGAAAUUCCAAAAUUAAAUCAACAAAUUUGUGAUAAAGGCGGUGAAACUUGUGAUAAGCUUUGCGGUGGCGCUGGUUGCGGUUUUUGUGGUGGUCUGUCGUGUGAGGCAGGAGCAAUAACGAAGGCAGAACGUGCAUACAGUUUUGCUAAGGAAGCAGAAAAACAUAUACGUGACAAAGAAGCAAAAUCCGAAGAGCUGUACAGAGGCAUAUCUCAAGCCAACCAAGAACUGAAUUCGUCGCUGGCCAACGCUAAAGCCACCGGAGAGAUGGCGAAAACGGCUAGAAUACAUUCGCUGAAUAUACUGAAUGAAAGUUAUUCCUUGAUCGAAAGGCACCAAACGUUUUUGAAUCCUACGGGCGUUCAGUCUGUCGAUGUCGCAAUGAAAAUCGACGAGGUUUUGAAAUUGAACAUAGACUUGCAACCGGAUCAGUUGCGUCAACUCUCCGAGGACAUAAACAAAACGCUAUCUCAGCCGAUGAAUAUUAACACCAUCAUCGAAGACACCACUCAAAACUUGACGUUGGCCAAAACGUUGAACGAGGAAGCGGAAAAGAAACAAAUGGCCGCGAAAAACAUUCUCCAAGUCGCGGAACGCGUUGAAAAGGCUCUAUCGGAAACGCAAGACAUACAAAAGACCGUCAACGACGGUAUAUUUGUAACCAGUCAGAACAUUGUGGAUGCAAAUAACAGUUUGACCAAGGUUAAAUCGGAAACGGAUCUUGCCAAAGACAGUCUUCAAAAAGUCACGGAACUCAUUGAUUCGAUUGAAGCCAAGUUGAAAACGCUACAGACCGGAUUCUUGAAAAAUGUCAGAGACGCAGACGAGGUCAAGUCAGAAGCAAAAACGUUGGUUCAGGAGGUGGAUGAUACUAAGAACAAAGCGUUGAAGCUUGUGGACGACUAUAAUAACGCGAACACUACGUUAGAAAACCGCGUGAAAGUCUUGAAAACCACCCGUAGUAACUCGCAGAAUCUGUCCGAAAAGGCUAGUCAACUUUUGGCCAACACCACUUUGAAACUGAAAGAGCUCGAAGACGCCGAGAUUGUCUUCGCGGAACAGGAGAUGUUACUCUCGAAACUCAGCAAAGCUACGGACGAAUUAAACGCAAGGAUGUCGGAUAAUUUAGAGAAAAUAAAUUCACAGUCUGAACAUUAUAGGACGUGUAAUAAUUAGUACAACAUUCGUAAUCACACUAACAAUAUCAAUCGACUGUUCAGUGUCAUACAUUAUAUUUAUAUUAAUAGUUUUAAUUUUUUAAGCCAUAUAUUUAUUUAUUUAAUUACCUAUAUAUUAUACUA